CACCGGUUAUCCCCUACAUAAUAAUAACAAUAAUAAUAAUAAUACUAAUAAUAUAAUAGGGGAGCACCUUGCAGGCAAUGGCUGAGUAGCAUAGACUGUAGUAGCAGCCCAACCUUUCACUUUUAAUAUUAUAUUAUGUAAAAGCCGCUGCUAAGGUUUAUAAAAAGCCCUUCAUUGUUCUAAAACAGUGGUUCUCAAACUUUUUCACGUCAAGGACCCCUAAACCGGUACAAAUAAGACCACAGACCCCCCAUGUGAUAGGCUUUUGUCCCAGAAUCGCCAGUCUAAUACGAUUUUAGCUUUUUGAUUUUUUUUUACAGAAAGAGUAUGGAACCCAUGACCAAAACAGAAAUACAUUCGGUCAUUGUGAAUGAAAUUAUAGUGAAAAAUGAAAUUCCCCUUUUUGCUGGGGACCCCCUCAAGGACCCCUGGGGGUCCCCGGACCCUACUUUGACAACGUUUGUAAGCAGUAGGUUAACGCUAAAGCUAGCUUCUUGGGGUUGGUGACAUCUUAGGUAGCUUUUGGCGUUAGCUAACCUGUUAGCGGCUAUCUUCUCAUGAGAAAACACUAUAAAUGUGGAACAGAUUUGGUGUUAGCUAACGUAUCGAGCUCAUCUUUGCUAACAGACGUAUGAUUUCCUCAACAAGUAAAAGUUGAAUCACUUCUGAGUUGCAGCAGUCACAUAAACCUUCGCUGUAUUUAUUCAUUCCUCUGCUACCCGUCGCGCUGUUUGACCGCCAAUUGUGUUGGCGUGUUUGAUUACACUCAGACACCAUCACACGUUCAAACACACGAGCAGAGUGUGUGCUCGCUGACACACUCCGUAUUUACCGUAUGAAUCAGAGCAGAAGACGGUGAUGGAGGGAACAGAGGCGGAGGGGCGGCGAGACUUUGCUGUCUAAUCAAAGAGGAAACAUUUAGAAGCUUCUCUGGAAGAAAAGGUGAGUGAUUUAUUACUUACUGAUUAACGGUCUGUCCGUGUCAGAGUGGAGUAAAUCAUAUAUUUAAUUACAACCUUCUCAUAUUUGGUUGUUCUUGCUCAGCUGAUUUAUUUCAAUGUAGCUCAGGAACAUAAACCUACUUAUUGGUUCAAAAUCAAAAAUGUUGUAUCAUAUUAUCAAUGACCUUUUGUGUUUUGUUUGCUGUGUGCAGGUGUGACAAUUCAACACAAUUACAGCAGAGCACAGGUGUACUUCAGACUCACUUUUUGAAGACAUAAUCUGUUAAAAAUGUUCUGACAAACAGCUUGCAACAAGAAAUGUUAACUAACAAAUGAAAAUGCUGUGUAUCGACACACCUCUAAUCUGAGCCCUUAAGUCCAAACAUCACUUUUCAACAUAAAGUGACGCCCUCUACGUACAAAUCAAUACAAAUGUGAAUAAAUGGAAAGUUUAAUUUGAGAAAUAUUUAGCAGUAAUGAAAUUUAAAUCUAACAGAUGUCCUAAUAAAAGCGGCUCGGAGCUGCACUGUGAGCGCCGCCUCCUCCUCUGCAGUCCCUGUAUUGGGUUUCAUUCCUGCAGUUCUGACUGAAUGAACGCUGAUCAAUUAUUUACAGGGAAGCUGAAGGUCAGGAGAGAACCCCCAGAGAGACCCGUAGGCCCGAAACAGACACGUCUGUGUUCACAACUCCACCGAAGAAACCCGACGAGACGAGACCGAGAGGACAAUCGGGACGGGGACGACGGCUGAAGGUAGGUCCCAACUCCCUCUCAUUAUCACUGGGAUUUAAUUCAGACCAAAAUGCUUCAAACUGGUCUAACUGGAGACAAUGGCACAAAUCUGCUGUGAUGCUGUGAUGUCCUCUUUGAUGCACGGUCAUAGAAGUGCUGAAACAACUGAACUGACAACGUUUACAAUAAUCAAUUUGAGUCAUUUCCUUAAAGCAGAAACAGAAAUCAUUCUCUGGCUCCAGGUUUUCUCCCUUUUCUACGUCAGGAAACUGAAUAUCUGCUGGUUGGACACAACAAGGGAACUACAGGAAACGAACGCACAUUAUUCACACUUCUGUCAUGUUCUACGGACCAAAUGAUUAAUCAAGACCUAUAGCGCAAAUCCCCAAAUGAGGAUAUAUUUUUGGACUCUCCAUACCGCUGUCCGGUGGAGCUGGAGUGCAGACAAAUGUAAGAUUAUUAUUGUGGAUAAACGGAAACGCUGGAAAUUUAGUGAGCAGAGAAUGUAGUUUGCUAAGGAUGUUCAGCAGGUACAAUAUCCACCGUGUUCAUAUUCGUUUAUUGUGUUAGCAUGCGGACAUUAAUCAGCAGUGAACACAAAGUACAGCUGAGGAAUGUGGACGUCAGACUGACAUCUAUAGAGCCUCAGAGGUUCUGGUCAGUUACAGGAAAGUUCUGCUGGGAUGGGUUAAAUCGUAACACUCCCCAAAAUCCACAACCAAAGUAUAAUAAUGAUAGUCUUUGUUUGUGUAGCGCGUUUCAUCAAAGUGCUUCAGAUUCAAGAGCACCUAAACGAGUAACAAUAAAUAAAGCGCAUAUUCGGCACAUGCACAAAACACAGGAAUUAAAAGUGAAAAAGGGUUUAAAAUCAAAUAAGUACAGAAAUAAAUGUGUGUUUAAUCAGUGGAAAGCGUAAAGUAGGUCUUGAGCUGCACCAAACUGCACCAGUUGUUGUGACAUUAUUGGACACCGGUUGUUCCAAAACACGGGCUUGAAUUUAAACCCUGAACCAAACGCUUCAACAGCUGGAACAGACAAACCUGCCUGCCGCACAGAGAGCCUGCAGAGAGGGAGGGAGGUUUCCGUUAAUGAUUGAAGGGCUAAUUGAGCGAGACAUGGUCUUCAUCAGCAAAACGCCGGCGGUACAUUCUGAACAAGCUUUUCCAAACUAAUGACGGUGUGUUUUCUUUCGCCCCCCUUUGUCACAGAAGCCUCUUCUACAGGCCAGGGACGUGGGUCAGUCGGCGAUGACUCGAGACAGAGAUUAGAUUAUAUUAGAUCGAUCAGAGGAAGGACAAAUGAAGGAAACCUCGGAGGGUGAGAGGACUUGAGUCGGGUGAAGGAGCUGAGAUGAUGCCAGAGCAACCUGAACCCAACCAGCUCUGCCAGAAAUAACCUUCAUGAUGGGAUUGAGCCAAGCCUCCAACGUCGAUCCAGGCAUCGGUUUGGCGGCUGCGGCGAGCAACCAUCCCAACACCUCUGGCACCCCUUCGUCCCUCCCUCCGUCGUCCUGCAGCAUUGACGAAUCCUACAAGUACGUUUUCCUGCCCGUCUGCUACUCGCUCACCUUCCUCUUCAGCCUCACCCUCAACUCGGUGGUGCUGCUGCGUUCAUGUUGCCACCACGGCGGGGGCGGCAGCGGCCGACGCUGGAACACCUCGCUGAUCUACAUGGUGAACCUGGCCACCACCGACCUGAUGUACGGGCUGUCGCUGCCCUUCCUGGUGGCGAGCUACGUGCUGAGGGACCACUGGGUGUUCGGGGACUUCAUGUGCCGCCUCGUCCGCUUCCUCUUCUACUUCAACCUCUACUGCUCCAUCUUCUUCCUCACCUGCAUCUCCGUGCACAGGUACCUGGGGAUCUGCCAUCCGAUGAAGACCAUCACUCUGGAGAGCAAGCGGGUGGUGAAGGGGAUCUGUGCGUUGGUGUGGGUGGUGGUCUUCAUCCUCACCUGCCCCAUCUUCAGGUUCGCCCAGACAGGAUACGUCCAGCGAGGAGGGGGUGGGGUUAUGAAGCCUGGAGGGGGGUGGGAAGGCGGGAACAGUACUGGAUCUCAGGUGGAGGACAAGGAGGGAUACUUGAACUGCUGGGACGACGCCAUCGAUCAGGAGUUUCCCGACUACGUCCCGUACGGCAUCGUCCUCCACCUGCUGGGCUUCUUUGUGCCCUUCGUCAUCAUCGCCUGGUGCUACUCGCAUGUGGUCAGGACGAUAUUUCAGACCCUGCGCUCCCCUCCCAGUUCGAUAGAGGGAGGGGAGGACGGUCCGGUGGCAGACGGGGGGACAGAAGGAGUCAGAGAGCGGGAGAGAACGUCCAUCUCCAUCUCCGGAUCGCAGUAUUCGCACUACAUCCGGCGGCGACGGAAAUCCAUUAAAACCAUCCUAACCAUCACCCUGCUGUUUGCGCUCUGCUUCCUGCCCUUCCACGUGACCCGGACGCUGUUCAUGCUCCUGCGGUGGGGGAAGCUCGGCGGCUGCAACGUCAUGAAGACCGUCUCCAUCUGCUACAAGGUCACCCGGCCGCUGGCGUCCUGCAACGCCUGGCUCAACGCCCUCCUCUACUUCCUGACAGGGGAUAAGGGCCCCCCCUGCUGCUGGCCGGCAGAACACGCUGUCCGCCGAGACCACCGGAGCGGCUCCAUCUGGUGGCCGCUGAAGAUCCUGAAGAAAGAGGGAGUGGGAGAAGAAGACCAGGAGGCCACCGAGAAGGUUGAAAGGGAGGUGCACAUCGAAAAUGAGUCCAAGUCUUCAAGGGUCAUCUUCUAGACCAGCACUUGAACAGAAACUGCUCAGUAGCGCUGGGUAUCGUUUGAAACUGAAGUCCAUAUUAGCGCUCUGGGAUGCUGUUCAAGUUUCAUUCAAAAUUUAGAGCAAAUUUUAAACGAAUUUCCAGAAUCUGCAAAGAAAAUUAAUGCAGAUUUCCACCCACUACUGUUCUGAGCAUAUUUAUAGUGGAUGCUACUUCUCCUGUCGACAACCCGUUCUCACUCCCUAACCGUCACGUAUGGAGCAUGGUCAAGUCCGUCCGGCUGGGAGAAGCCCUGUAGUGUCAUUUUUUAACGCUAACUGUGUAUAAUAUGUAACAGAAAAGGACGGAGUUGGGGUGUUGGGGUGGGCCAGGAACCGGACUUUCAACCAGGAGCCCGGUGUUAGUUUCCCGUGUGAAAGAAAAAGUCAACAGUGUUUUUAUUCGUUAUGUAGGUUGUGCAAGUAACGUUACUUAACUUAUGUAAGUUAAGUGACGUAAGUAAUGUUAAGUAAUGUUAAACCAUGAUGUUUUUCUAAACCUGAACAAAAUGUUUUGGAACGUAAACAACGUUCAGUUUCACAACAUUAACUAGCAGUUUUAUUUUGAUUAUUUUAUUUUCCGCACGUUGCGUAUUUAUUGUUGCUAACGUCCAAAAACGACACAAAAGGGUACACAGCAGGCGUUAAAAAAGAGACGCCAAGGGGUCUUGACCAAGCGACCGUAUGUGACGAGUUGGGAGUGAGUGUGUUGUCGCAAUAGAAGAAGACACAACGCGGUGACGUCAUUACAAGACGUUUCGGUUAAAGUGAGGAAGGUUGAAUCCUCCUCAUCGCUGC
Micropterus salmoides (largemouth bass) is the source of this 5255-nucleotide messenger RNA. RefSeq names its product P2Y purinoceptor 3-like. Gene Ontology annotation, biological process: G protein-coupled receptor signaling pathway. The record is from RefSeq and is a predicted model, not a curated record. The transcript is spliced from 2 exons. Gene Ontology annotation, cellular component: membrane. NCBI's taxonomy places the organism in Eukaryota, Metazoa, Chordata, Actinopteri, Centrarchiformes, Centrarchidae. Gene Ontology annotation, molecular function: oxysterol binding; G protein-coupled receptor activity. The coding region runs from base 3072 to 4436 and encodes 454 amino acids.